Messenger RNA from Bipolaris sorokiniana ND90Pr, 318 nucleotides. RefSeq lists its product as uncharacterized. Lineage: Eukaryota; Fungi; Ascomycota; Dothideomycetes; Pleosporales; Pleosporaceae. Gene Ontology annotation, biological process: regulation of transcription by RNA polymerase II. The record is from RefSeq and is a predicted model, not a curated record. The annotation marks the transcript as partial. Gene Ontology annotation, molecular function: RNA polymerase II-specific DNA-binding transcription factor binding. The transcript has a single exon. Gene Ontology annotation, cellular component: nucleus.
CUGCUGCUAGACAAGGGCGCCGAAAUCAACGCCCAGGGUAGACGUUAUGACAACGCACUCCAGACAGCUUCAUAUAGAGGCCACGAGGCGGUAGUGAGGCUACUGCUAGACAAGGGCGCCGAGGUCAACGCCCAGGGUGGAGACUACGGCAACGCACUCCAGGCGGCUUCAUAUAGAGGCUACGAGGCGGUGGUGAGGCUACUACUAGACAAGGGCGCCGAAAUCAACGCCCAGGGUGGAUACUUUGGCAACGCACUCCAGGCGGCUUCAUAUAGAGGCCACGAGGCGGUGGUGAGGCUGCUGCUAGACAAGGGCGCC